Thermochaetoides thermophila DSM 1495 is the source of this 1551-nucleotide messenger RNA. RefSeq lists its product as uncharacterized. Bases 1 to 1551 code for a protein of 516 amino acids. Gene Ontology annotation, biological process: cell division; mitotic sister chromatid segregation. Gene Ontology annotation, cellular component: MIS12/MIND type complex. Lineage: Eukaryota; Fungi; Ascomycota; Sordariomycetes; Sordariales; Chaetomiaceae. The transcript has 3 exons. The record is from RefSeq and is a predicted model, not a curated record.
AUGACUGCUACCCUCGUGCGGAGCCGCCAGCCGCUGUCAGUCUUGAGUAUCACGGAUAGCCACAACAAUAACGCCAUGUCGAUGUCGGUGAGGGCGGGGAAGCGCCAAGCGGCUGCAACAGUCUACGACGAACAAGAUGGCGACUUCCUCUUUACGCGCGGCUCUAAGCGCGCAAAAACAAUUACCUCAACAAAGCAGCCCUCUCCCCCGCCGCCAGCACUACCCCCCCCUGCCGCACAACCAGAUGACUUCGAUGACUUCCAGCCCGUCCGCACCGGCGCCGCUAAGAAGGCCGGUAGACCGCCCAAGAAGGCGGCCGUUGCUAGCACAAAACGUACCGUUGCUGCCUCUCCUGAGCCGGAGCCAGAGCCCGAAUCGGAGCCAAAACCAGCUAAAAGGCAGACCAGGCAACAGACGGUACUAGCUACGCCUCAGCCAGCGCAGACGACGACAAGGUCGACGAGGAUGAGGGGUGCUGCGGCGGCGGCGGCAGCAACGGCAGCAGCAGCAGCAGAGACAGCCCCAGUACCGGCUUCAGCGGCAAGGGCUGCGGGGAGUACGCGGAGAGGGGGGAAGAGGAAAUCCGCUGGGGGGGUACCAGCUCCUGAGCCAACGAUUGUGGCCCCUCCGGAGACGAUCGAAGAAGAAGAGGAGCCUGAGGAGGAAGUUCAGCCGAGGGGGAAGAGGGGGAGGAAGGGAGCUGCGGCUGGGGCACAAGAGAGGGAGGCUCAAGCUCCAGCGAAGGCGCAGCAGCAACGAAAAUCAAAACGGGGGAUAAACGGGACGAGGGAAGAGGAACCGGAACCUCCUCAAGAAGAGGAGGGGGGGGAGCCGAUGGAUGAGGAUGAGAGGAUACCGGCCACACAAGAAGUCCCUGUCCAGCCCAGCAGAGGAAGGACAAGAACAGCGCCAACGCCAGCAAAGCCCACAACUACCACUACCACCACCACAACACUACCAACAAAUACCCCCCGACCAGCCGGACGUCCCGGCCCAACAACCCAAUCCCAAACGAUCCCCCUCCCCUUCAGCGACACACCCAUCAUGGAGCGUAACAAAGAGAUGCGGCGCAAAAAGGACGGCGCUGGCGGCGCGGGCAACAGUCGAAGAAGCAGUCUCGGCAUGCGCGGACGGCGCGCCAGCUCACUCAUCGAGAGCGGGCACAAUGCGCUGCCGCAUCGGGAGGUCGAUCCUGCCGAGUUUUACAAAUAUAUCGCGGCGGAUGGGCUGAGCGAGCCGAGACGGAUGAAGCAACUCCUGAUUUGGUGCGGCGAGAGGGCGUUGAGUGAAAAGCCCAGGGGGAAGGUAGGGAUAGGGGGGAGUGCCGUUCUGGGGGCAAGAGCGAUACAAGACCAGUUGCUCAAAGACUUUGGCGCGAGGUCGGAGUUUUCGGACUGGUUCUCGAGAGAGGAGGAGCCCAAACGGCCGGUGGUACUCCAGCCUAACCCGAAGAACAUCCAGUUCGAUGAGAAGAUUGCUGAAUUGGAGGCUAAGAUUGAGAGGUACCCCCUUCUGUCUUCCUCUCUCAUCUCAACUAAAGACGAAUACUAA